Messenger RNA from Anopheles coustani, 3389 nucleotides. Its product is annotated as protein deltex-like. The transcript has 4 exons. Gene Ontology annotation, cellular component: nucleoplasm. The coding region runs from base 115 to 1800 and encodes 561 amino acids. NCBI's taxonomy places the organism in Eukaryota, Metazoa, Arthropoda, Insecta, Diptera, Culicidae. Gene Ontology annotation, biological process: Notch signaling pathway; protein ubiquitination. Gene Ontology annotation, molecular function: ubiquitin protein ligase activity. The record is from RefSeq and is a predicted model, not a curated record.
AGCGGAAUGUGAUGCCUUACUGUUUGAAGGGCUGAGAAAAACAUUGUGUUAAUCGAAAUCAAUUACCUUUCGUGAAAUUCGCGGAAUUUCCUUUACCAUUGCGAUACCUGGUCCAUGGCGCUGCAACACAAUCCUCCGGUACGCUACAUGGCCGUUGUGUGGGAGGCAUUUUAUCCAGAAUUUUCCCUCUGGUUCCCAUACGCGCCGAUGGUGUCUCGCUUUGUGGAACGCGCCGCCAGAAGCCAACUCUCACGCGUCGAGCUAGCCGACAGUGAUCCGGAUCUCUACGGUCGCCAUGUCAGCCUGGUUGAUUUGAAAGAGUAUAGCCCCACGGGGACUAGGGACGUACGCCGCUCCAUUUACCAGCAAAAGGAUUCGAUCGAAUCGUCACAGUUCCAGAUGCCUUUCACUGGAUGGGUUUGCUUGCCCUAUAACGUGCAGCAGUUCGUCGACCAUGCCUACAAUAAUGGCAAGAAAUCCAUCGAUCUGUCGAAGACCAGCGAGAGGGUGGAAAUUUACAUUUCAUUUCCAUCGCCUUUGCUGUAUCAUACUGCGUCGGGUACGGUAUACCCUUUUCGCCGAGUCGCCGAUUCGUUCCAUUACACGACCACCCUUUGGCCACGCUUAUCGACACCGGCGCAAUCGUCAUCAUCCAUAUCCCCAUCUUCGACGACUACCUCGCUGAGUAAUUAUUCAACCGAGUCGAACGUAGCAGAGCUGCAACAAUCUACGAGGAGCCUGGAGAAACAAGACGCUAGGGGACAACAGUGCCACCAAGCGACGGCCAACAAUAGCCUGCAGCUUCAAGCGCUACAAGAGCAACGUCACGUGUCCGGCUCGGGCUCGGUCGUGAAAACAAUCUCCAAUUUUUUCUUAUAUCGUCAGCAGCAUCAUACGCACGAGCAGCCAACAGCCAAUGUAGGGCAGGUCGAGUUGCCGGCUCCCGAAGCGUUUGGUGCUCCCGUACGUCAGCUCUUCGAAGAUCGGCUGCAUCUGCGCCAUAUGAAGGUACAGGUUAUCAACCUACACGACAUUAAAGAGUUCGAUGCACUUGGUGCCGGAUGGGUGGCGCCACUGGAUGGUCCACAGCCGGGCCCUUCCACGCUGAAUCGCAAUGCCACUUCCGUUUCGUUGCCAUCGCACGCCGCACUGCAGGAUAUGUUCAAUCAGCUUGGCAAAUACAUCAAACCGAUCGACGUGGUGCCGGCAUGGAAGCAACCGUGCCCGGUAUGUCAGUUGCAUAUGGUCGAUGACGGGGAAAAUCCGCCCAAGUCACUGACCCGCUGCCAGCAUGUGGUGCACCUGAUGUGCUUUAUAAAGCUGAUAAAACAAUUCACGGAUAAAAAGACGCUUGUGUCGUACUAUCAUAUCCGGUGUCCAUCGUGCCAUGUCACUUACGGGACAAGAUUGGGCAAUCAGCCGGAAGGUUCGAUGGAAUGGAGCAUCCAGCCGUAUGAGCUUGUCGGACACGACGGUGCACCCACAGUUGUCAUCACCUACAACUUCCAGUCGGCGGUGCAGAGUACUCACCAUCCACGCCCGGGUAAACAGUACUUUGCCGUCGGAUUUCCUCGCCAGUGCUUCCUGCCGUACGACUACCACGGCCGACUGAUACUCUCGUUCCUGAUUGAGGCAUUCCGGCGCCGGCUGCUAUUUACAAUCGACCGGUCGACGACGACCGGUUUCGAGGACGUGGUGCAGUUUUGCGUCGAUCAAAAGACGCGAUCGAAUCAGUUUCCCGAUCCCACCUUUUUCCAGCGAUGCCUGCAGCAGCUCGUCGAUCUCGGCGUUGCAGAUUAGUGGACGUAAGUUUCUGCCUUUUUGUCAAACCGAUACGAUAUUGCGGGGAAUGAUUUGUCGGUGCUGGUUCACCCAAAUUCGGACGGUCACUGACUAUCGUUGAAUUGAUCGAAAAAGAGCCAUUGACACUUGAUGCCAUCGAGUCUAUCGAGAUGCCUGCUGUUCGUUCUGCAAUUAACUCCUCCCACCCCCACCCCUCUGUGAUGGCGUCUCAGGAUCGCUUCUGAAUCUCUAGAUACUCCGAAUCUCUAAAUACUCCCCCAUCAAUUGACUCCCUUAUGUUAUGCGUCUCAAGACAGUUUUAUUUGUCGCUUCCUUAUGUUAACUACAAUCAAGUGAUGUAUACAAGACGCGGUAAAGAAACACGUGAUACGAACUGAGGCAAACUGCCGUCUUCCAGCUACGGGGUCUUAGGGAAAACUUUCUCCGACCCCUACUCGUCACUUCCCACUUUGUGGAAGCCAUGCCGUUGCAAAGUGAUACAAAAGUAUGAUGCAAAUAGUUUGCACUAAAGAACAGCACCGAAAAUGGGCACGCUUUUCGCGAAGCCUUGACUACACACGAACCUACAUAAUGUUGUUGACGGUGCUCUUUGCGACCCGUUGUGGGGUUGGGUGCGGAAUAGCUCUCAAAACCAUGACUGAGGACAUGAUGUGGCCUAGCGCAUUUGUGUACCAUGUAUGAAGUAAUCGAUACUUGUUCAAGUAGCACAUUAUUAUGUUCCUUUGUUAAUAUUUUUCAUCUCGAACUAGUUUCGUUAUUAGAGUUUAAGAUAGAUUUACGUCUAGUUGAUAACCAAUAACCAGUGCCACGUAUUUUAUUGAGAUUUGAGCCUAAAGCACGUUGCUGUCAGCAGCCUCCGGUUUCGGUGCGGUAAAACUUGUUUCCAGAGGGCGCUUUGGACCAUUCGGCAGUAAGCCUCGGAAGCAUUCCGUCAGUUGAUCAGUACUGCCUUCCGAUAAUUCCCAUUUCAUACAAACUAUUUAUUUAAACAUCCAGAUCGGUGUGGAAAGUCUUCCAAGUAUUUCGCUAGCGCUACCAUUCGCAUACUUUUCACUCACGUGCGCGACUGGUGGUGCAAGUAUAUUUUAUGUUAGAACGAGAUUAAUGUUUCCAUUAAUAGUGUUAAGUAUUUUUAACAACCCCUUUUUUGCUGCCUACUAGCCUACGGCCAAUUGUGAUUUGUUUUAGAAUUGUGAUUCGUGCUGGCGAACGGUUUAUGCUUUCGUACGCGCAAGCGUAUCGUCAAUACCAACCAACGUGGAUUCGAGAACUAUGUUCGGAUGGUAGUACAACGUCGUGAAAAUUGAGGAAAUAAAGUCCAAUAGUUAUAGAUGCAAGUAACAUGAGCAGCUGCUAGGGAACGAUAACAAAUCACUCAAAAAUCAACAUUGCAUCCUUAGGCGAUGCGGUGCGAAGUUGUUGUGACUGGGGCUGGGUUGGUGUGAUACUCACCUAAGGCGCGUGAUGAGCGUAUUUUGCGUACGCUCGUACAGGGUAUAUUUCUAAGCGGCCAUCGUCUCGGUCAACGAUUCCCGUAACCGAUCCGUGCAGUAGGAAGUAAGCAAUACAAAUACAACUAUUAAAAA